GGCACAACACUGGAUCCAGGACAUAUGAAUUACAGAGACGAACGCGUAAAGACACAUAUUUAGUCCCUUCUGAAAAAGGACUAUGUGUGAAUAGAAUUCUUAAACGCCAUAUUGGGAAUCACUUUUAUAGAGUAAUCGGGGUAAUCAACACGUGCGCGCGCGCGCCAGGCACCGGACCGCCCGAUGAGGAAAAAAGAGAACAGAGGCGCGCUCCCGGCUGCACUUCUGCGCUCUUGCACUUUACGGUCCCGUCGACUGUGAUCCCAAGCAGCCCGAAAGAUGACCAUCAACACCUUGGCUAGAGGAGGCUGCAACCGGGAACAAAUGGCAUGCUUUCAGAAGAUGGAGAAAGUGAUUGUGGCAAUGCAGGACCCUGACAUGGGCAUGAAGAUGAGAAACCAGAGGCUUCUUAUCACUGUCAUUCCACACGCCAUGACAGGCCGUGAUAUGAUUACCUGGUUGAUCCAGAAAUACUGUAUCUGUGAGGAAGAGGCUCUGCACAUAAGUGGGAUGCUGGUGAGGUACGGGUACGUUUACCCUCUCAAAGAGCCCAGAUCUCUCGUGUUACGGCCCGACGAGUCCCCCUACCGCUUCCAGACUCCUUACUUCUGGACGAGUACCCGGUGGCCUGCAUCAGAGCUGGACUACGCAAUCUAUUUGGCUAAAAAGAACAUCAGAAAACAAGGAGAACUGAUGGAGUAUGAAAAGGAGAGGUACAGCGUGUUACACAAGAGGAUCAACCACACCUGGGACUUUGUUGUGAUGCAAGCCAGAGAGCAACUCCGGGCAUCCAAACAGAGGAGGAAGGCAGACCGCAUUGUUCUUGAAUGUCAGGAACAGGCCUACUGGCUCAUCAACAGGCCGCAGCCCGGGGCACAUAAUGUGUUGGACAUGGGUCUGGAGAGACCAAAUAACUUGAGCGUACGGGUUACACUGAACAGUGACUUCUACAAAAGUGAGAUUGAAACCUGUCGAAGGGCCCUGGGGAGAAACCGUGUGAAGUCAUCCAUCUGCCUAGAAAGCUUCGUGAAAUACAGCGAGCAGUACCAGAACCACGACCCCAUUAUGCAAGGCUGCCUUCCCAGUAACCCCUGGAUCUCUGACGACACCGCACAUUGGACAAUGAAUCUACAAAUGGUGCCAAUACCGACACGUCUAAGAGUGGAACGCUGGAGCUUCAGUUUCAUGGAGCUCCUCAACGACAUCAUGGGGAGGCGGGAGUUCAUGAUCUACCUGGAGAAAGAGUUCAGCGCGGAGAACCUGUGCUUCUGGCAGGCCUGCGAGGAUAUCCGCCACGGAGAAAGUUCCAGGAUCGUAGAGAAGGUGGAAGAGAUCUACAAACACUUCCUGACUCCCGGAGCUGCUCGAUGGGUCAACGUGGACAGCAAGACGAUGGAUAAAACCCUGAAAGGGAUCAGGCAUCCGCAUCGAUUUGUCAUGGACGACGCACAGAUGCACAUCUACUUUCUCAUGAAGAAGGACUCUUACCCAAGAUAUCUGAAGUCGGACCUGUAUAAGAACUUGCUGGCCAAAGCUAUUGUCCCCCUGGAGACAAAGAAAAGUGUGUUUCCCUUCAUGAGACGCCACCGGCACUCCAGCCCCUCCCCUGCUCAGGUGGACGGACAAGCAGGUACCAACUCCGCAGCCGGCUCCCACAUCUGAUGUCCGGGGGGGGGGGGGGGCCCAGAGAGACGCACUCUCAGUCUCCAUCGUCUCUGUUUGUUGCCGUAGCAACCAACCGAGGACUUGUCAAAGUAAAAGUAUCAGAGCUUUGCUUUUCCACCGCAGUAGAAAACGCAGCGUAUCUGCGUCUCGGCUUCCUCCCACAGGACAGCAGCAUCACAUGUUUCUCCCAGAGCUACGACAGCGGAGCAAAAAACAGCUUCCAGUGCUGCACAAACAUUCUGCAUCCCGCCUCCUCCCUCUCUACCUCUAGAGCCUUCGUUUAGAAUCUCCUCUGUCUUUCAUGAGCAGGUUUUUUUAGUCAAGUGGUAUAGUUUAUGGAGCAAUAAAAAAUGUAAAUAUGUAUUUUGUCAAAACUUUGCCUCUGCAUGCGCGUGUCCAUCGUACAAUUUGCUGGUUUUGUUCAUGCCACGCUGUUGCCGUUCAUCUUGCUUACAUCCCAAGGAAAUAAAUAAAAUAUCUUUGGCUCCGAGUUCUGCAUGCUGUGGUCGACUGUGGAUGUGCUUCCCUUUUUUUGGAACUUCUUUCCUUGUGACUUGUUUUUAAUCUUGUCUUUCUUUUAUGUCCUCGGUUUCCUCGUGGCCUUUGGGUCUAUUUCUACCACAAAGCCUCGAUGUGAUUUGUUUGAUCGACCUGACGUGGUGGCUGUGUGAUAUCGAAUUAUAGAGCUCAAGUCACUCGACUGCUAUCUGCAAAAACAAGGCCCGGGUCUGUUCCUUAGAGGGACAUCUGUCUGCACAUCAUGUUCUCUUUAUCUACUGCUUCUGUGUCUGAAUUAAUUCAUUUCCUCUACACGGUUCCCCUUCAUCAAUGACCUUUCUAUUUUUUUUUUGCCUCCAUUAAUCCCGUGGGAGCCGCAGUUUCCUCUACUGGACUGGCUUCCUCUGCUGGCUGAAUGUGGUCAAAGCUACCGGCAUUCUAUGAUCUUUUAAAUGAGGUGGUCACAACCUUUUUAUCUUGUGAGCCACAGACAUGUAGAACUUUCUACACCUCUUCACAAAGGACGUGUGAACAUGAGUUGAGAGCAGUUCCAAAGCAGGACGUUUCUUUCCCAGACCCUUGUAUAUUAGGUGUGGGCUGACAAGGUGGAAGU
Pungitius pungitius (ninespine stickleback) is the source of this 2776-nucleotide messenger RNA. It is a transcript of the gene rgs11, whose product is annotated as regulator of G protein signaling 11. The transcript is spliced from 17 exons. Gene Ontology annotation, cellular component: cytoplasm; plasma membrane; neuron projection. Gene Ontology annotation, biological process: intracellular signal transduction; G protein-coupled receptor signaling pathway; regulation of G protein-coupled receptor signaling pathway. The record is from RefSeq and is a predicted model, not a curated record. Gene Ontology annotation, molecular function: GTPase activator activity. Bases 280 to 1662 code for a protein of 460 amino acids. NCBI's taxonomy places the organism in Eukaryota, Metazoa, Chordata, Actinopteri, Perciformes, Gasterosteidae.